CUAAUCAUCUGUGUUCAUUUUGUUUUCUGCGGUGUUUGGAACUCCCACUAUCGAAAAUGGAUUCUAGGAUAUUUUCACCUGGUGAUGACGGUGGUGCCAUAGAGUAUCACGAGCUCUUAAACAUUGAGCGCGCUGCUUGUAAUGGGAAUGCGAAUGAAUUUCAGCAUGAGGAUAGCCAGGGUCAGGAGCACUGGGGGCGUGUUUCUGCUUCAUCUUGUAUUCAAUGGAGCGAGGCAGCGAGGGAAGGGAGGGUCAGUUCGAUGAGGGAACUGUUGAUUCGUUACCCUGAGUCUGUGAUGGAUGUCACGCCAAUGACUAGAGAGACACCGCUUCACCUUGCAGUGAGGCACGGUCACUGUGAUGUUGUCAGGUGGUUGGUGGAGACGCUUAGACGGACAACCUGUUACAGAGAUGUCAUUAAUAGGAAGGAUUGCGGCGGCGAUACAGUUUUGCAUCUUGCAACCUGCAGGAAACAACUUCCAACCCUAAAACUAAUGCUGGAAGAUAGUCCUACUCAUAGUGGCAUGGUUGAGGUAAAUGCCAAAAACAAUGGAGGCUUUACAGCACUGGACAUCUUGGAAGCCAUACCAGAAAAUGAGGAGGUUGAUGUGGCGAUAAAAGAAAUUCUUGUAAGAGCAGGAGCUUCGAGAGGCAGGGACAUAGCUGACAGUAGCAACCAUGAGGUUUAUAUUGAAGUUGGGAAGCAGUGGCAGCGCUUAUUCCCGAAACAAGCAACCAGGUCAGAAUUCCUUAUCAGUAAGUAUCAUGGGUUGUUAAUUACAUCGACUCUGUUGGCAACUCUCACUUUCCAUGCUGCAUUAAGACCUCCCACAGUUAUGUCAGAAGUUUUUCAUAAUGAGUCUAGCAGGACCUUCCCAUUGGAGAAACAAGAUGCAGAAAUCAAUCAUCUUUUCAUUUUGUUUAAUUCAAUCGCCUUUUUCACUUCAAUGGCAUUGAUUACACUCCUCACACAUGAACUUCCUCUCAUGCCUUGGCUCCUAAUUUCUGUAACUUCAACAAUUGGAGCUUACAUGUGUUCAAUAAUGGCUGUAUCACCUCAUGAAGUUGUCACAGUUUUCUUCAUAGGAAGUUGCAUAUUGUUAGCUGCCUUCUUGAAAUGUCUGGCCUUGGACAAGAUGGUGCUUGAUUUUAUGCAAUGGAUAUGCAGUAGAAUUGAACUAACAUAGAAAUGUUAGUUCUACAAAGGGCCUCUUACCCUCCUCUGCAGCCAUUUCUCAUAAAGUGCGCUAGCACUUUGUGAAUAAUUAACAAUAUCAUGCGUAUUAUUUUGAAAUAAAGUAAUUUGUAAUAACCCAUGGACAUGAGCUCAUGGUUACAAACAAUCUAUAAAUGUGUUGUAUUGCUUGUUAUCUUAUUUGUAGCUUAUCUAUA
This is a messenger RNA of Hevea brasiliensis (rubber tree), 1392 nucleotides long. RefSeq names its product ankyrin repeat-containing protein NPR4. The record is from RefSeq and is a predicted model, not a curated record. Bases 57 to 1187 code for a protein of 376 amino acids. Lineage: Eukaryota; Viridiplantae; Streptophyta; Magnoliopsida; Malpighiales; Euphorbiaceae. The transcript is spliced from 2 exons. Gene Ontology annotation, molecular function: protein binding.